AUGGUGAAUCGCAUUUUGCCUAGAGAAGGCUUCACGGCCGACGUCCUCGUCUCUACCCUACGCCAUACCGUUUUCGACCCUUUCAAGACACUCGCGGCCGUGCUCGUACUGCACUAUGUGCCGCAGUUAUUGAAUGGUUCUAUUAUCUCUUCUCAUCUGCCACUGCACAAGCGCGAGUCGGCUCUGUCCUACCUCCGUAUUGCGCUUGCGCUGGGUCUCGUGGGCAGCGUGAACUCCUGGAUUGGCCGGCGCGUACUCAACCGGCACGUCAAAGACAAAUACGACUGGCCACGCGAGAUUGUCGUUGUAACGGGUGGCAGUCAUGGGUUUGGCAAAGAAACUGUUUUGAUUUUGGCUGCGAGGGCAAAGGGGGUUAGGAUUGCGGUUUUGGAUGUCGUACCUCCGGAUUAUGAGUAUGAUGGUGACAGUGUUGUGAAGUUUUUCCAUUGUGAUAUUACCAACGUCGAUGCUAUUGCGGUGGCGGCCGCUGAGAUUCGUGCUGUUUUUGGGGGGGACCCAACUGUUUUAAUUAACAAUGCGGGCGUUAUCUAUGCCCGUCCGCUGCUGGAGAACACGGAAAGAGAAAUCAGCAUGAUGUUUGAGGUCAAUGCAGUGUCGCAGUAUAAGCUGCUUAACGAGUUUUUACCUGCGAUGGUAUCGCACAAUCAUGGCAUGGUCGUUACGGUUUCUUCGCAGGGCGGGAAUUGUACGACACCCGGCAUGACGGCAUAUUGUGCCACAAAAGCUGCUACCAUCGGGCUUCAUGAAGGAUUGACAUCGGAGUUGGCUAUACGAUAUAAUGCGCCCCGUGUGCGGACGGUGUUAGUCACGCCGGCGUUUGCAAAGACUUUUGUGACGAGAGACCUGAUUCCGGAAGAUAGCUUUUUGAGUCCAUUGCUGGAGCCGGCAACUGUUGCGGAGGCGAUGAUUAAUCAGAUCUUGAAAGGGGAGAGUGGAUAUGUUGGAGUGGGUGUUACUGGGAAUUGGUUCACGUCCAAUCUCAGAUCGACGCCUUUGUGGUGGCAGACAGGUUUUCGGGACUGGAUGGGUAACACCACCAAGAAACCCAAGACCAAGCACCCGUGGGUACAACGGGAGGUGGAAUGA
This is a messenger RNA of Talaromyces atroroseus, 1107 nucleotides long. RefSeq lists its product as hypothetical. Bases 1 to 1107 code for a protein of 368 amino acids. The transcript is spliced from 2 exons. The record is from RefSeq and is a predicted model, not a curated record. NCBI's taxonomy places the organism in Eukaryota, Fungi, Ascomycota, Eurotiomycetes, Eurotiales, Trichocomaceae. Gene Ontology annotation, molecular function: oxidoreductase activity, acting on the CH-OH group of donors, NAD or NADP as acceptor.